UCUCUCUCUGCUGCAUACUACCACUUCCUUCUCUCUUUCCCUCUUUUUCUCCUCUCUUUGCAGGAACUGUCUCUCCCGAAUCAACCCAGCAUCCUCAGCCGGAAUACACACAUACAUCAGCUGAAGCCCAGAAGAUGUCAUUCCAACCACCCAAUGAUCACCAUCCGCUUCGCUCUCCUUAUCGAAGCCAUGUCAACCCUUCAACCACCAGCCUCAACCCCAGUCCACCCCCACCCCAGAAAUCAUCACGGCUACCCUCGACCUCCCAGGCGAUCGACUUCGACGAGGGCGUACUGAGGACGCUGUGUGGACUCGAAUGUGGCUUCCCUCUCGUGAUCGACAGGCUCAAACAGGCAGUAGGAACGAGCAGGGAGGUCGGCCUAUUCCUAAAGAAAAAAUCACAACUCGAAGACGAGUACGGGAUCAAGCUAGCCAAACUGGCCAAGGAGAGACUCGAUGCUUAUACCCAUCUCGGCGGUGAAGUCAAGGCGGGAAGCUUUGCUAAACAGUACUGCAACUUCCUAGCCACUCACGAACGAAUGGCGAUCGAACGUACCGAAUAUGGUGCCAGAUUGAAUCUGAUCGCAGACGAAUUGGCUAACCUAGGCAAGGAGGUAGAAAGAGUUAGGAAGGCGAACAAAGAUGUCGGUUGGAGGCUGGAGAAAAACUUGGCUGAGAGCGAAGGACUGACAGAGAAGGCUAAAGCAAAGUUUGACGUGACCGUCGAAGAAUUAGAACGAGUCCUCAUGUCCAGACAGGCCGACAACCCUACCGGUGCUCCUGGUCCUGCCCCCGGUGGAUCAAACAAUAUCGGCAUCUCAUCCCACCCGUCAUCCUCAUCCAGUCAAACUAAAUCACAAGCCAAAGCAAUCGGAAAGGCUAUCUCAAAAUUAGCAGCAAAAGGCACAAGAUCCGCUGGACAUCUGGCCAGGUUAGAGGACGAAGUACGCGGCCGGAUGGGUCUGGUAUCCGAUGCCUAUCGAGCUCAGGUCCUAGCUACUCAACAAGUUCGACAGGAAUAUUUCAACCUACAACUACCAAGGAUCUUGAGAACGCUAAAAGAGCAUUCUGAUGAAACCGAUCUAGCCAUUCAAUACUAUCUGGCAAAUUAUUCGACUCUCUCGGAAUCAUUACUCGUCAAUGAGGCACUGUCAGUCUCGGCAUUACCAGCUGAACGGCGAAAAGGUUCGGUAGACGACUCAACCCCAAGUAUCAAUGUGGAAACGGAUAAUGCUGGUGGAACAUCAUCUUCAUUGCCAUACGGGCUAAAAGAUAUCGUCCAAUCUAUCGAUAAUCGGGCGGAUUUCAAAGAAUACAUGGCCAAUUAUGCAGCCCAUUUUAAUCAAACCCAUCACGCGCAACUAACCUCUCAAACUGGAGUUUCUCAUUCCCAAUCCUCAGUUGUUACCCAUCCCCCCACACCCUCUCAAACCCCUGCUAUCGCCUCCUCUGGUCCACCUGGAUCACACGCCUUAAGUCAACAGCAGCAACAUCAACAGCUACAAACACACCAGUCCAUCAAAGCCAUCAGUCAGCAAGCGGGAGAAUCACCACGAACUAGUUUCGGAUCCAACGUCUUGACAAUAGAGAACAAGAAGACCUUCGGGGUGGAUCUGGCUACUCAGAUGAUGAGAGAUGGGGUUGAAACCGUGCCGAAAGUGGUCGAGAAGUGCAUCGAAGCUAUUGAAAAAGCGGGUGGGAUCGACAUGGUUGGGAUUUAUCGGUUGUCUGGUACAACAUCCAAGAUUGGUAGAUUAAAACAGAGGUUUGAUACAGAUAUUGACAAUGUCAAGUUAGAAGUCGGAGAUGAGAAUCAAUCAGAAAUCAAUGAUAUUGCGGGUGCCAUGAAACUAUGGUUUCGAGAACUACCGGAGCCGUUGUUGACGUGGAAUUUAUAUGCCUCGUUUAUUGAAGCUGGCCGGAUUGAAAAUAACCGGCUGAGGCAUAUCAGGUUGCACGAACGAGUCAAUGAACUACCUGACCCGAAUUAUGCGACUCUGAAGUAUUUGAUGGGUCAUCUAGAUAAGGUCAGGAGGAACGAAGCGCUAAACUCAAUGGGAUCGUCCAACCUGGCGGUGAUCUUCGGACCUACACUGUUAUCGCCCCCACCGAUCAACUUUUAUCAUCACCAACAUCACCAACUCGCUGGGAUGGACUCCAAUCAAAAUAAUCCCACUGGUCAUAAUAACAAAAACAAUCAGCUGGGUAACUCGAUCAAUCAUAAUGGUGUUAAUUCUCCUCUCUCCUCUGGGAAUAACGCCCUGCAAGACAUGUCCGUUCAAUGUAAAGUGGUCGAAACUAUCCUGGAACAUUAUCGAGAGAUCUUUGUGGAUGAAGGAGAAGAAGAGAAUGAAGAAGAUGAUCUGACGAGUGGGACGGGCGGGACGGGUGGGGGAUUGGACAUGACGAGCGGGGGGACGAGUGUCGGGACUGGAGUAGGAGGGGCCUUGGGAAGCGGGCCGGCAACGACGAGUGGGAGCAGCAACCAGAACCAUUCCGGCCACGUCAGUCGGCCCUCCGAGACGCACAUCGACGCAGCCUCCACUCCGAUCUCUAAUGAGCCCGCUAGGCUAAGUCGGACCGCCAUCUCUCCUGAGCAGCAGCUGCCUCCUCUUCCUAGUGAAAACCUCCCCGCUCACCCUGCUGGCUCCGAGGCCAAUCAUCAUCAACCAAACUAUAAAUAGAAUUGCCCCCUCCUCCCUGCCAGUCUUCUUAUUAUAUUGCAUCCCUUGUUUCAUCAUCUUUCUGUUGCCUCUUGUUUUUUUUUUUUUUUUUGUAUCUGCUCUUCCCUCCUCAACCUCAAGUGUCACCUCUCAGUACAUUUUUUUGGCU
Molecule: messenger RNA, 2832 nt
Organism: Puccinia graminis f. sp. tritici CRL 75-36-700-3
Lineage: Eukaryota; Fungi; Basidiomycota; Pucciniomycetes; Pucciniales; Pucciniaceae
Exons: 6
Coding region: 135-2684 (849 amino acids)
Biological process (GO): signal transduction; regulation of GTPase activity
Cellular component (GO): cytoplasm
Source: RefSeq, a predicted model, not a curated record